Hydractinia symbiolongicarpus is the source of this 2645-nucleotide messenger RNA. RefSeq lists its product as uncharacterized. Lineage: Eukaryota; Metazoa; Cnidaria; Hydrozoa; Anthoathecata; Hydractiniidae. The coding region runs from base 1917 to 2324 and encodes 135 amino acids. The transcript has 2 exons. The record is from RefSeq and is a predicted model, not a curated record.
GAAGUGUUUUGCGUUCCUGUUGUUAAUUGCGGCGUGUGCUUUUGCAUUUGCUGAAGAACAACAAGCAGUUCUGGCUGACGAAACAAAAACGGAAAAUGCUAUUGCCGACCAAUCAAAUAUUCAAAACGAUCCUUCUCACUAUCAACCUUUAUGUGGACUAUAUCAUCGAUACAACCCUCUUUCCCAGUUCUGCUACAAGAACAAAGUCUACCACAAAAGUAAACAUGUCUUAUGUGGAUUCGUUGUGUGCUUUAAACAUAACCAAUUCUGCCACAAAGGAAAAUGCUACCUAAGGACCAAACACUUUGUCUGUAGUCAUCAUAACGUUUGUGACAAGGGAAGACACUUCUGCUUCAAGGGAAGAUGUUACCUUUCAAAAUGGUACAAGAUUUGUGGAGAUAGUGCCUGUAAUACACACCAUUAUUUCUGCUUCAAAGGAAAAUGCUACUACAAAAAAAAAUACACUAUUUGUGGACACAGUGUUUGCACAAAAAGUAUUCAUUUAUGCCACCAUGGAACCUGUUAUGAUAAAAAAUGGUUUAAAGUAUGUGGAAAGAAAAUCUGCAACUUACACAACAGCUUCUGCUUCAAAAAUAUCUGCUAUCUUACAAAAUGGUUCAAGAUCUGUGGACACAAAGUAUGCAACCUUCAUCACAGCUUCUGCUACCAUGGAAAAUGCUAUAGCAAAAAAUGGUUCCAAAUCUGUGGAAAGAAAAUCUGCAACCUACACAACAGCUUCUGCUUCAAAAACGUCUGCUAUCUAACAAAAUGGUUCAAGAUCUGUGGACACAAAGUAUGCAACCUUCAUCAUAGCUUCUGCUACCAUGGACAGUGCUAUAGCAUGAAAUGGUUUAAAGUCUGUGGAAAGAAAAUCUGCAACCUACACAACAGCUUCUGCUUCAAAAACGUCUGCUAUCUUACAAAAUGGUUCAAGAUCUGUGGAUACAAAGUAUGUAACCUUCAUCAUAGCUUCUGCUACCAUGGAAAAUGUUAUAGCAAAAAAUGGUUCCAAAUCUGUGGAAAGAAAAUCUGCAACCUACACAACAGCUUCUGCUUCAAAAACGUCUGCUAUCUUACAAAAUGGUUCAAGAUCUGUGGACACAAAGUAUGCAACCUUCAUCAUAGCUUCUGCUACCAUGGACAGUGCUAUAGCAUAAAAUGGUUUAAAGUCUGUGGAAAGAAAAUCUGCAACUUACACAACAGCUUCUGCUUCAAAAACGUCUGUUAUCUUACAAAAUGGUUCAAGAUCUGUGGACACAAAGUAUGCAACCUUCAUCAUAGCUUCUGCUACCAUGGAAAAUGUUAUAGCAAAAAAUGGUUCCAAAUCUGUGGAAAGAAAAUCUGCAACCUACACAACAGCUUCUGCUUCAAAAACGUCUGCUAUCUUACAAAAUGGUUCAAGAUCUGUGGACACAAAGUAUGCAACCUUCAUCAUAGCUUCUGCUACCAUGGACAGUGCUAUAGCAUAAAAUGGUUUAAAGUCUGUGGAAAGAAAAUCUGCAACUUACACAACAGCUUCUGCUUCAAAAACGUCUGUUAUCUUACAAAAUGGUUCAAGAUCUGUGGAUACAAAGUAUGUAACCUUCAUCACAGCUUCUGCUAUCAUGGAAAAUGCUAUAGCAAAAAAUGGUUCCAAAUCUGUGGAAAGAAAAUCUGCAACUUACACAACAGCUUUUGCUUCAAAAAUGUCUGCUAUCUUACAAAAUGGUUCAAGAUCUGUGGACACAAAGUAUGCAACCUUCAUCAUAGCUUCUGCUACCAUGGACAGUGCUAUAGCAUAAAAUGGUUUAAAGUCUGUGGAAAGAAAAUCUGCAACUUACACAACAGCUUCUGCUUCAAAAACGUCUGUUAUCUUACAAAAUGGUUCAAGAUCUGUGGAUACAAAGUAUGUAACCUUCAUCACAGCUUCUGCUACCAUGGAAAAUGCUAUAGCAAAAAAUGGUUCCAAAUCUGUGGAAAGAAAAUCUGCAACUUACACAACAGCUUCUGCUUCAAAAACAUCUGCUAUCUUACAAAAUGGUUCAAGAUCUGUGGACACAAAGUAUGCAACCUUCAUCAUAGUUUCUGCUACCAUGGACAGUGCUAUAGCAAAAAAUGGUUCCAAAUCUGUGGAAAGAAAAUCUGCAACUUACAUAACAGCUUCUGCUUCAAAAACGUCUGCUAUCUUACAAAAUGGUUUAAGAUCUGUGGACACAAAGUAUGCAACCUUCAUCACAGCUUCUGCUACCAUGGACAGUGCUAUAGCAAAAAAUGGUUCCAAAUCUGUGGAAAGAAAAUCUGCAACUUACACAACAGCUUCUGCUUCAAAAAUGUCUGCUAUCUAACAAAAUGGUUCAAGAUCUGUGGACACAAAGUAUGCAACCUUCAUCAUAGCUUCUGCUACCACAAAGUUUGUUACAACAAUUCUACGCACGCCCUAUGUGGAACUAAAGUCUACGUGAGAAAUCUCUAUCACUGUCAUCAGGGCAAAUAUCUUUACAAGAAAUCACACUACUCCUAUUGUGGUUCGAUCAUCUACAACAUCCAUAAGUACAAGUGUUACUAUGGAAAAGUUGUCCCAUACAAGUCACAUUAAACUGUAAAAAAUGACAAUUUAUAUAUGUAAAAAAAGGUGUUUGUUUUCUUGUUAAUAAAUGAUUACAGAU